Penaeus vannamei (Pacific white shrimp) is the source of this 1305-nucleotide messenger RNA. The record is from RefSeq and is a predicted model, not a curated record. NCBI's taxonomy places the organism in Eukaryota, Metazoa, Arthropoda, Malacostraca, Decapoda, Penaeidae.
AGUGUUAUGGGUUUCGAUGUGACGAGGUUCCAGGGGGAUGUGGAUGAGGAGCUUCUUUGUCCCAUCUGCUCCGAGGUCUUGGAAGAUCCACUCCAGGCUCCCUCCUGCGAGCAUGCCUUCUGCAGUGGGUGCAUUAACGAGUGGUUGUCAAGACAGCAGACAUGUCCUGUUGACCGCCAGACUAUCACAUCCUCACAGUUGAAGCCUGUGCCAAGAAUACUACGAAGCUUGCUGUCAAAACUGUACAUAUCCUGCGACAACAAGCCUCAUGGAUGUGCUUCCGUGGUGAAGCUGGAUGCUCUAACGUCUCACCUGGAGGAAUGCGAGUUCAACCCCAAGAGACCCGUGCCAUGUGAGCAAGGAUGCGGCCUAGUCGUACCAAAGGAUGAGUUAAAGGACCACAACUGCCUUAGAGAAUUGCGCACCUUAAUACAAAACCAGUCUGGGAAAAUUGCCGAGUUGCAGCAGGAACUUGCGGAAAAUAAAUACCAGCUCAAUGAACAGAAGAGGGAAAUACAGCUCUUAAAGGAUUUCAUGCGAGCCAUGCGGAUCAGCAACCCACAGAUGAGAGCUAUUGCAGACCAGAUGGAGCAGGAUGAAGUGGCCAGGUGGGCUAGCUCUCUCGCACGUGCUCGAGUUACGCGCUGGGGCAUGAUCUCCACACCUGAUGCCAUGCUACAGGCUGUGAUUCGUCGAGCCCUGAGUGAAUCUGGGUGCCCGCCACACAUAAUUGAUCAGCUGAUGGAGAAUGCGCAUGAGAGGCGAUGGCCGCCAGGGUUGUCAACGUUGGAGACCAGACAGAUGAACCGCCGCCACUACGAGAGCUAUGUGUGCAAGCGAGUCCCGGGCAAACAGGCAGUGGUAGUCAUGGCUUGCGAUAAUCGCCACAUGAACGAUGACAUGCUCUUAGACCCUGGCCUUGUCAUGAUCUUUGCACAUGGGAUAGAGUGAAAGAGGAAGAGGAACAGAAAGAGAGGAAGAAAGGACAGGAAGAUUGGAAAAAGGAAGACAGGAAUAUGCAAACAAAGGAAGGAAAGUUGUUGUGCGCUCGCGGAUGGUGCUAUAUCAAAUCUUUUUACCUGUACAUAGUUUCUCUCUCAUUUUUUUUCCUUUUUAUGUUAUUGUUAUGUGUGUCUUAAUCUUGAAGACUUUUUGUUGUAGCAAGUAGGUAUUAUGAUGACUAUGAUUUUUUUUUUUUUUUUUUUUGUUACUUAAUAUGCUGCUGAGAAAAAAAAGAACCAGUGAAUAAAAUUUAUGCUGUUAUAGCCUGUAAUGUUCUUAAGAAUACACUGACUUGGUUUUAUA